Molecule: messenger RNA, 2163 nt
Organism: Wyeomyia smithii (pitcher-plant mosquito)
Lineage: Eukaryota; Metazoa; Arthropoda; Insecta; Diptera; Culicidae
Gene: Dip-C
Product: xaa-Pro dipeptidase
Exons: 9
Coding region: 595-2031 (478 amino acids)
Molecular function (GO): metalloaminopeptidase activity; manganese ion binding
Source: RefSeq, a predicted model, not a curated record
CAUUAUUGAUUUCAGAGUUCUGCAUUAGUUUCUGCUUUACUUUUUCUGUGCUUGAGCAUGUAGUGAAUUAGUACGAGUUCAAUUAUUAUUAUCAGGUAUGCCCAUAAUACUUUCAAAGCUGGGAUGAUUUGUUUAAAUGAGUGAUAUAUAGCCUGCAAAUAUUAUAUUUUUCAUUAUAAUAUAUUAUAUCAUACAAGUGGCAUUUCUUGCCAUGAAGAUUCGUACCAAACGAGCAAAGACGAACAAAGUACAAUUUUUGACUAAGUCUACAUAUAUCAGGCGACUUUUCAGUUAGUUAAGCUAAUUUGAUUGAUGAUUCCUGUAUCUUGAAAUGUAAAAGCUGGCAUCAGUUAUCAGCUGAUAAUUGAGCGCUUGGAAUUCACAAUCGGCAAGUGAACUGUACUGUAACCUUGAGCCACCCGAUUGAUAUUUUAUUGUCCACAUCUGGAAGAGUUUCCGCAGUCUGUAUAUUCCAUUAAAGCUAUCACUAGUGCAUUCCAAGCGCUGUAUAUUUGUGGUGAUUUAGAAUAACCGUUUCAUCUGGUUUUUCGCAUAAUAUAUCUGGAAUUGAUAUCUGUAUCGACGAAUCGAACAAUGGCCUGCUAUCGGAUGGGACCAGAAACUCACGCCAUUCCGAUGACGUUGUUUCGCGAGAAUCGCGAAAAAGUUAUAGCGGAAUUACGCAAGGGGCGCACCUUUUCCGGCCGCGCUCUGAUACUGCUCCAAGGUGGUGACAACAUUAGCCUGUACGAUACCGAUGUGGAUUACGUUUUCCGACAGGAGUCCUACUUCACGUAUCUGUUCGGUGUAACAGAACCGGGCUGUUACGGCACGGUGGAUGUCGCAUCCGGGGCGACCACGUUGUACAUGCCCCGUUUACCGGCCGAAUAUGCCGUCUGGAUGGGCCCACUACUGACGCCGGAUGAUUUCAGGAAAAAGUACGAAGUCGAUGCGGUGCAUUAUGCGGAUGAGAUUGAAUCCAAGAUAGCAGCACUGAAUCCAUCUGUACUACUAACUCUGGCUGGACCCAACACGGAUAGUGGGCUGCAGGCAAAACCAGCAAACUUCUCGGGAAUUGAGAAAUUCGUCGUUGACUCGGACAUUUUAUUCCCUGUUAUUGCUGAAUGUCGCGUCAUUAAAUCUCCGGCCGAAAUAGAGGUUCUUCGUUACGUGGCUCGUGUUUCAUCGGAUGCGCACAAGCAAGUGAUGAAGCAGAUCCGUCCCGGUUGGCACGAGUACCAGGGCGAAUCGGUGUUCUUGCAUCAUUCCUACUCGGUUGGUGGCUGCCGUCAUAUGUCCUACACGUGCAUCUGUGGAGCCGGAUCGAACUCUGCCAUCCUGCAUUAUGGCCAUGCCGGCUCGCCGAACGAUCGUCUCAUCCAGGAUGGUGAUAUGUGUCUGUUUGACAUGGGCGCCAACUAUGGCGGUUAUACAUCGGAUAUUACUUGUAGCUUUCCAGUGAAUGGUAAAUUUACCGAUGACCAGAAGUUGGUUUAUAAUGCUGUCCUCGCUGCAAGGGAUGCCGUUUGUGCCAGUGCAAAGGAUGGUGUUUCCUGGGUCGACAUGCACCUGCUAGCUAAUCGUGUGAUGUUGGGCGAACUUAAAAAGGGGGGAUUACUGAAAGGCGAAGUAGAAGAUAUGAUGGCUGCCGGAUUGAAUGCGAUCUUCCAACCGCACGGCUUGGGACACCUGUUGGGCCUGGAUGUUCACGAUGUUGGUGGUUAUCUAUCACAUUGCCCGGAACGUCCCAACGAACCGGGAGUUAAUCGUCUACGUAUGGCUCGCAAGCUGAAGGCUGGAAUGUAUGUAACUAUCGAGCCUGGAUGUUAUUUCAUCGAACCGCUUUUGAAUAAAGCAUUUGCUGAUCCUAACAUGAGCCAGUUUCUCAAGAAGCAGGAGAUCGAUCGUUUCCGUAAUUUUGGCGGGGUUCGCAUCGAAGAUGAUGUUCUAAUUACCGAGAACGGUAUUGAGAAUUUCACUUUUGUUCCAAGAACCGUCGAAGAAAUUGAAGCAUGGAUGGCACAGUCCUGAAUGAAUGAUAUUACAAGAUUUAAACGGAUUUUACUUUUGAGCGUUUUGUUAUUUCGUUAUUUCACAUAUUUUCUCUGCAAUAAUUAGUCUGAUAUAAUCAACAAAAUAAAAAGUCUAGUAUAAUAAAAACAA